AUGUUGCCUUCUCUUACCCUGAUGGCAAUUGUCAUCAUACCUGCAGUGCAGAGUCUACCCUCCAGCCCAGCAAGCAUCUACCGCCGCUGCGGCGCAGUAUCAAAAUACUACGGCCAAACAACCAGCGACUGGGACACCUACCACACAGAGGACUGGCUAAACAACUGGUGGAACCGCAACAAUGUGAACAAAACAUCCAAAAAUGCAGCCGGCUUCGCAGGCGAAUUCGGCCAAUGGGCAAUGGGCAACCCGGACUGGUCCUGCCGGGACGACGGCUCCGACUCAGACUGCGAUCUGGAACUGUGCGAUAACCGCGUGCUGAACAGUCGCGGCAGUGGGCUUCGGCAGACGUACUACGUUCUCGAGGCUGUGAAUCGUUUGCAUACUUAUUUCACGGGUAUUGGAGAGGCGUUUACUACUACUGCGCUUGAUGCGGCGCUCUCCAAGGACGACUGGGCGGAGACGUUCUAUACGGAUAAGGAUGAUAAGAGUGUCACAGCGCUUAAGGAGGCCCUGAGUGCUGUUGCGGCUAUUAUUGGUAUUGGUGCUUCUUUUGCAGGCCUUGCCGGUCCUAUCACAGGUGCACUUGCUGGUGCUGGCGCGGCUAUGAUGAGCGGAUCGGCAGGUGCUGCUAAUAUCAUCGUCGGACAACACGAGGACGACACGUUCGAAAAAUCCGCAGACCUAGGCGGGAUUCUUGGUAGCAUCGUCACGCAAUCUCUCAAGUCCUUCACAACAGCCAACAACCAGCUAAUGGCCGGGAAAACCUACAACAACGCAGAUAUCCGCUCCUACCUCUCCGGCGGAGCCUUUGUAGCCUACGAAGGCGUGGACAAAAACGCCGUCACAGACGCAAUGACAAACAUGCUCAUCGGCAUCUCGGUCAAUCAGCUCUACCGCACCCAGAAGAUCUUUGUCAUGGGCGGCGGUGCCUGCGGCGACAACCAGGGCAUUGGAUCUGGUCCCCAGAACGCAGUCGUAUGUCGGGAUGGCAAGGCUUGGUACCUGUAUUACUGGCAAGAGGACGAUGUCAUUUCCGUGACCUCGCACCAAUGGGGGUGGGUUGCUUCGCCUCCUGGGGCGGAUUCUUUAGGUCAGAAUGAGUAUAGUGGUGUGACAGUAGAGGAUAUCAUCAACUCCUCCUUGGACGCCUACAAUGUUGCCGGUUACAGCUAUACCGCUGCCACAGCGGCGCAACGCGCCUCAGAUGCCAUCACCAAUGCCUGGGCCAACCCGGGCUCAGAGGGAGCUGCGUGGGAAGGAAUUUUCACCGUGCCUGUGUGCGACGUUGGCUCCGCCGUUGACGCGGACUACCAGCUCAAGGAGUAUAUCCUGCAGCCUUAUGAUCACGACAGCCGACCAUGCUGGUGUGGUCCUAUCUGCAAUGGCGAUUUGCAGACCACAAGAGAAUUUAUCAACGCUACUAAUAUGAAUGGAUUCCAGAGUCCGAAGCAUUUGUGUGAUACGGAUCCAGGGUAUUAG
Molecule: messenger RNA, 1482 nt
Organism: Penicillium riverlandense
Lineage: Eukaryota; Fungi; Ascomycota; Eurotiomycetes; Eurotiales; Aspergillaceae
Exons: 3
Coding region: 1-1482 (493 amino acids)
Source: RefSeq, a predicted model, not a curated record